Blastomyces dermatitidis ER-3 is the source of this 828-nucleotide messenger RNA. RefSeq names its product carboxylesterase. The transcript is spliced from 5 exons. Lineage: Eukaryota; Fungi; Ascomycota; Eurotiomycetes; Onygenales; Ajellomycetaceae. The record is from RefSeq and is a predicted model, not a curated record. Bases 1 to 777 code for a protein of 258 amino acids.
AUGGGAACAAGUGACAGGGCAGCAAUGAUAGAUCUGUUGCUUGUUGCAAAAGGAGGCCAUGAAGUUCUCCCUUUUAAUCAGGCUAUGUUUGACGGAAUUUUAAGGGCCGCAAACUGCACGACUGUUGCCUGCUUGCGCGAUGCGCCGCAGGAGGUUCUCUUCAAAGCAAAUUCGUUUCUUAUCAAUGAGGUCGGCGAUGGAAGUACGGGAGCUCUUGGGCCCCUUACUGGCUUCACACCAGUUGUUGAUGGGAAGUAUAUCGAAGACCUUCCAACUGCCCUUUUAGCACGAGGAUCGUAUAAUAGGAAGAUGCAUUCCCUGCGCUUGUUCGAAAGACCUUACCUUACGCCGAUGACGACACUAUCAAAUGCAUCUAGUCGAUGUAUGAGUAUCCCGCAAACCUCCCUCAAAAAAUUUCAUGGGACUGGGCGACCAAUAUGUCAUUUUGCCUGCAACGCCUACUUUAACGCGAAGGCUUACAAAAACAAGGCUCAGGGAUAUGCAAUGACGAUCCCACCAGCUACUCACGGAUUGGAUCAGACCUACUUCCUUUUCAACAGCAACGCCUCCACACCAGCGACAGACAUCGCCGCGGCAAGAGAAUUUCAGGAAUAUGUGCGGCGAUUUGUGACAUUUGAGAGGAAUCAGGAGGACUAUCGAGGCCUUGACGACUGGCCGAAUGGUCCUGGAGAAACCUCGUUCGAAAUCGUACUUGGCAGUUUUGAAGUGCAAAAGGGAUUACUGGGAUGUCAACCACCGCUGUCAAGUCUUGAAUGAUAUCUUUAGCGACAGGAAGAAUGAGGCAUAGGCAUGUGUAAACUUUAGCGC